This is a messenger RNA of Darwinula stevensoni, 1970 nucleotides long. Lineage: Eukaryota; Metazoa; Arthropoda; Ostracoda; Podocopida; Darwinulidae. The record is from the annotation of a GenBank genome assembly.
AGAUGGCUACUGCACAGGCUCCUUCCAGCAUGGAUAACACAACCUGUUUGGAGCUGGCAUUGGAAGGAGAAAGGCUCUGUAAAGCUGGGGACUGCAGAGCUGGUGUAGCUUUCUUUGAGGCAGCUAUUCAGGCUGGAACUGAUGAUCUCAAGACAUUGAGUGCCAUUUACAGUCAACUUGGCAAUGCCUAUUUUUAUCUUGGUGAUUAUGUGAAGGCCAUGCAGUUUCACAAGCAUGAUCUCACACUUGCAAGAACAAUGGGCGAUCGUCUUGGUGAAGCAAAGGCGAGUGGGAACCUUGGGAACACUCUGAAAGUCAUGGGGAGGUUUGAAGAAGCCAUCAUCUGCUGCAAGAGACAUCUGGAAAUCUCCCGAGAGUUAGGAGACAAGGUUGGAGAAGGUCGAGCUCUAUAUAACUUAGGGAAUGUGUUUCAUGCUCAAGGGAAGCAUCUUGGGCGAAUGGGACAGCAAGAUCCUGGGGACUUCCCUGAUGAAGUCAAGGCUUGCCUACAACAAGCUGUGAAAUAUUAUGAGGACAAUUUGAAUCUCAUGGUGGAAAUAGGAGACAGGGCAGCUCAGGGUAGAGCAUGUGGAAACCUUGGUAAUACACAUUAUCUUUUGGGCAAUUUCCUUCAAGCAAUCAAGUAUCAUGAAGAGCGCUUGAGGAUAGCAAAAGAGUUUGGCGAUAAAUCUGCUGAAAGACGAGCUCACAGCAACUUGGGUAAUGCCCAUGUCUUUCUCGGCGAAUUUGAAGUGGCAGCAGAGAAUUACAAAAAAACAUUAUCAUUGGCUCAAGAACUCGGGGAUCGAGCAGUGGAAGCUCAGGCCUGUUAUAGCCUGGGUAACACUUACACGCUUCUGCGAGACUAUUCUACUGCUAUUGAGUAUCAUCUGAAGCAUCUCAAGAUUGCAGAAGAAUUACUAGAUAAAGUUGGAGAAGGUCGUGCCUGUUGGAGUCUUGGGAAUGCCCAUGCUGCCACUGGUGAUCAUGAAAAGGCGCUCAGUUAUGCAAAAAGGCAUCUUGAAAUCUCAAAGGAGAUUGGAGAUGAGACUGGCCAAGCUACAGCUCAAAUGAAUGUGAAUGACCUUCAGAGGGCCCUAGGUCUUCCAGUCACAGAGUGCAUAAUAGAUGGGAAUGGAGAUGGGGAAUUUGGCACACCCACUCGAGACAUGAGAAGACCUAGACGACCAUCCAUGGAAAAUAUGGACUUGCUAAAGAUGACUCCCGAUGUGAAGCUGGGCUUGCGUCAGAAUGUGAACAAUGAAGACAAAGGCGAUGGUCUCAUGAUGUCACUGGCUGUCUUAGAUGAUCGCAUGAUGGACAGAUCUGAUUUAGAGGAUCCCGAGCAAGAUGACUUCUUUGAAUUGCUCAGUCGUUUCCAGUCCAAGCGUAUGGAUGAUCAACGCUGUGCCCUGAAGCCUCGUUCGGCAUCUGUUCCGACAGCUAAUGGACUUCAGUCUAGUCAUGACUCAGUUGCAGCUGCAGGUGAUGGUCUUGGGCUGAAGGACGACCUAAUGGAUCUGAUAGCUGGGAUUCAGGGAAGGCGAUUAGAUGAGCAACGUGCUUCUUUGCCUUGUCUCCCCUCAUUGCCAGGCUUGAACUCUCACACUGCCACAGGUCAAGACAUUUUCAAAAGGCUUUCAGUGGCAUCUGCUGCUUCUGUAACAGAGAAAACCUUCCCUGAUGAUGACUUCUUUGAUCAGCUCAUGAGGUGUCAGGGUACACGCAUAGAGGACCAGCGAAGCCAUCUUCCUACCAGGGGUCCUACAGUUCCUGAUGAAGAUUUCUAUUCCUUGAUAAUGCGCUUCCAGUCGGAGAGACUUGAUGACCAACGGUCCAAUCUGCCAGCUCGCCGAGAGAGGAACGGGCACUUACCAGCCCUGUCGUCUGCACCUCCCCCUCCUUCUGCAUCUGCUCCAACCGAUCCUCCUCCUGGCGGCGUCUCUCGUCUCCUGAAGUCUGUAAAGAAA